AUGUCAGGACAACUAAAACGCUUUGAUGCAUAUGCUAAAACACUUGAAGAUUUUCGUAUACGUACAACAAGUGGUGGAUUUAUGACAAUAAUUAGUUCAAUUAUUAUAUUUAUAUUAAUAUUUCUUGAAUUAAAAUAUUUUUUAACAACAGAUGUUGUGCAAGUUUUAUUUGUUGAUACAAGUCGACAAGAAAAAAUGAAUAUAACAAUUGAUAUUAAAUUUCCUGUUUUACCAUGUAGUUAUUUAACUGUUGAUGCUAUGGAUGUAUCAGGUGAUUCACAAACAGAUGUAACACAUAAUUUAUAUAAAACAAGAUUAGAUUUAAAUGGAAAUAUUAUGGAAAAUGAUAUUGUUAAAGUAUCAUUAAAACCAUUACCUAAAUUAAAUAAUACAAAAUUAAAUGAUAAUGAUAAUAAAGAAACAACAACAAUUUCUGCAUGUGAAUCUUGUUAUGGUGCUGAAUCAUCUGUACAUGAAUGUUGUCCGACAUGUGAUGAUGUUAAAGCAGCAUAUAGAGUUAAAGGAUGGUCAUUUGAUGCAACUGGUAUUCAUCAAUGUGUUCGUGAAGGAAAAACAGUUGGUAUGAUUGAUUCAAAUAUUGAUGAUAGUUCAACACAACUUAAUGAAGGUUGCCGAUUACAUGGUUAUUUAGAAGUAAAUAAAGUAGCUGGAAAUUUUCAUAUUGCACCUGGUCAAUCAUUUGAACAACAUCAUAUACAUGUUCAUUCAUUACGAAAUAUGCGUUUAAAUAUGCUUAAUACAACACAUUAUAUUGAUGAAUUAACAUUCGGUCAACGUUUUCCAAAUCAAAUAAAUCCAUUAUCAAAUACAAAACAAAUAGUUAGUUUACAUGAUAAUGGUGCUGUACUUUAUCAUUAUUAUGUUAAAAUUGUACCAUCGGCAUAUGUUUUUUUAAAUCAAACACAAUUAAUAACAAAUCAAUAUUCAGUUACAAAACAUAAAAAAAUUAUUCGAAAUAUAUUUGAUUCAUCAGAUCAUCAAAUACCAGGAACAUUUUUUACUUAUGAAAUAAGUGCAAUUAUGGUUAAAUUUGUUGAAAAAAAACGUUCAUUAUCACAUUUUUUAACAUCUUUAUGUGCAAUAAUUAUUAGUAUGCGUUUUCGUCAAUGGAUUUCACCGACAUAUAAAAACCUAUAUGAUGUAUGUUUAAAUCAAGCACCAUUUUAUCAUAAUGAUCCCACAAAAGAAAUUCGACCUGAUCAUAAUUAUUGUCGACCAUGGAUAGAUGAUCCAACACUAUCAACUGCACUUCCACGAAUUCAAUUAUUUUUUAAUUCAACUUCAACAAAUGAUACAAUUAUUGAUAUUGAUGAUAAUCAAAAAUUGAAUAAUGAAAAUCAAAAAACAAUUAAUUGGACACCAACAAUUAAUACAAUUAUUCCAGAAAUAUUCGAAUGUUUACAACAAUCUGAUGAAAAACUUACUCAAGAACAAGAAACAUUUAUUCAAGAUAUUCGUGAAUUAAUUAAUGAAACACAUAUUGUUUCAUUAUGUUGUGAAUCAAAUAAUUGUAAUGUUGUCUAUUGGCGUUUAUCAAUACAUCAUAUUGUUGCAAAACUUUAUUCAAUUCUUAGUCUUCAUUCAAAUUAUAAAAAUUUACUUGCUUGGCUUCAUGAAUAUGUAUGUAAAACAUUUGAUAGAAUAUCAAUCGGUCAUUAUGUAGAUAUAUUUCAAAUACUUUAUGAUGAGUAUCCUAAUAUUCGUUCAUUAUUUAUUGGAAAAACUAAAUCAUAUUCAACAACAACAGAUCUUUGUUCAUAUGUUUAUAAUAAAUUACUUCAAAAACCAAAUGACCUUACUGAAGAAGUUAUUUAUAGUCUAAAUUUGUCUUCAUUACCGAUGCCAAUUGUUUGUCUUUUAAUACCUGGUUUAAUAUAUGAAAGUCAUAUGGAACGUAUUCAAUUUUGGCAAAGAAAUCUUUCUCAAGUAGCAAUUGUUAUGCUUUCGACAUCUAUUGAAAAAGAUAAUAAAUCGGAAGAAUUACAAAUUCAAACAGCUUAUGAAGAUAUUAUUACGAAAUUUAAUGAAAUUCGUCAACUCUAUCCAAAUCAUCAUAUAAUGUUUCUUGGUUGGAAUGUCGGUUGUAUUCUUGCACUUAAAGCUGCACUUGUUUGUUCUGUUUCAUCUGUCAUUUGUAUGUCUCCACCAUUCGACGCUUUAUCUGAAGAAACAAAAAAUGAUUUUACUCAAAUAAAUGCAUCUAUUUUAUUUAUAACCGGUGAAAAACAAUAUACAAAUCAAAUCGAUCAUUAUCGUCAACGACUUAAAUCUCGUAAUGGUUUAAUUGAAUUAGGUCAAUGUGAUGAUAAAUUAUAUAUGUCGGAAAAUGGAAAAUAUUGUUUUCGUUUAACACAACAAUUAAUUGAUAAAUUAAUCAUGGAAGAAAUUCUUGAUUUUAUUAUAAUAAUAUCACCAAGAUCAAAUCGAACACCAUUUGAAGAAGUUGACGAUGAAAAUAAAAAGAAAAAAACUGAACAUAUUCCUUCUACUACAUUAUCAUACAUAGAAGAUUCAGAAGAACCUUUUCUUUAUACGGGUUUAAAUUCUAAUGAUAAUACAUCAACAACUUUAACAAUUCCACCUGAACAAGAUCCAAAUUCAAUUUUUUUGAAUACUAUUCUUCCAUCAUCAACAUCAACACGAAAACGUAAAGGUUCAACUUUAAUAAAUUUAUUGGAAAAUGAUCGUAAAAAAACAACUGAUUCAUUAAAUUCAACUAGUACAACAAAACGAGGACGUCAUCGAACAAAAAAUUUACCACCAACCGAUGAUAUGGAAUGGGCACCUGAUAAAGAUAAACGUCCUAUUAAAUCAACUAAUAAAAAACAAAAUAAACAAACAAUGCCACCAACAUCAACAACAAGUAUACUUAAUACAUUAUUACAAUUACCAUCAAAUCAACCAAAACAACGAACAAAUGAAAUAAAUCUAAUAAAAACUAUUCAUCAACCACCGUCAUUUGUAAAUACUGUACUUUCAUCAAAUCCUUUUCAUUAG
Messenger RNA from Rotaria sp. Silwood2, 3018 nucleotides. The record is from the annotation of a GenBank genome assembly. NCBI's taxonomy places the organism in Eukaryota, Metazoa, Rotifera, Eurotatoria, Philodinida, Philodinidae.